AUGAAUGGAUUACUACAUAUGCAUGGUCCUGCUGUCAAGAAAUUAUUAGGUUGGAAAAUUGGAGAAGAUGAGGAGAAAUGGUGUGAAAAGGCAGUUGAAGCGUUGGUGAAAAAGUUGAAAAAGAAGAAUAAUGGAUGUGGAACUCUAGAAGAUCUUGAAUGUGUUCUAGCGAAUCCAACUCCCAAUUCGAGAUGUAUAACAAUACCAAAAAGUUUGGAUGGUCGGUUACAGGUUUCACACAAAAAAGGACUCCCACAUGUUAUCUAUUGUCGAGUUUGGCGGUGGCCGGACAUCAAUACCCAACAUGAAUUACGUUCCAUUGAAACAUGCUCUUACCCAUAUGAAUCGAGUUCCAAAACGAUGUAUAUUUGCAUCAAUCCAUACCAUUAUCAAAGAUUGACUAUCCCAAAAGGUCUCAAUUCCUCAAUGCCAUCACCACAGCCAGCUCCAUCACCUUCGAACACUAUUUGGCAAUCUGGAAGUUCAACAGCAUCGUGUGCCAGCUCUCCAAGCCCUUCUGUAUUUUCUGAAGAUGGGGAAUUGCAAGCGCACCAGAGACCACCACCUUUCCGCCACCCCAAAUCCUGGGCUCAAAUCACAUAUUUUGAGUUGAAUUCAAGAGUUGGAGAAGUUUUCAAACUGGUCAACCAAAGCAUUACCGUCGACGGAUAUACAGAUCCAUCAAAUUCAGACACCAGAAUAUGCCUUGGACAAUUGACAAAUGUAAACCGAAACACCACUGUUGAGAAUACGAGGAUGCAUAUAGGAAAAGGAAUUCAACUAGAUAACAAAGAGGGACAAAUGCAUAUUAUGAUCACCAAUAAUUCGGAUAUGCCAGUUUUCGUUCAAUCCAAAAAUACGAAUCUCAUGAUGAAUAUGCCAUUGGGAAAAGUGAAUCGGAUACCGCCUCACAGUCAAUUAUGUGCAUUUGAAUUCAAUUUGUUUUUUCAGGGAUGGGGAGAGGAUUAUCCGCGUCAAGAUGUGACUUCUACUCCUUGUUGGCUCGAACUUCGGUUGAAUGUUCCAUUGGCUUACAUCGACCAAAAAAUGAAACAAACUCCACGAGUGAAUCUGGUGGAGCCGAACUCAGUGACAUAA
Molecule: messenger RNA, 1098 nt
Organism: Caenorhabditis briggsae
Lineage: Eukaryota; Metazoa; Nematoda; Chromadorea; Rhabditida; Rhabditidae
Gene: Cbr-sma-3
Product: Protein CBR-SMA-3
Exons: 11
Coding region: 1-1098 (365 amino acids)
Biological process (GO): regulation of transcription by RNA polymerase II; BMP signaling pathway; transforming growth factor beta receptor signaling pathway
Cellular component (GO): heteromeric SMAD protein complex
Molecular function (GO): I-SMAD binding; RNA polymerase II cis-regulatory region sequence-specific DNA binding; DNA-binding transcription factor activity, RNA polymerase II-specific
Source: RefSeq, a predicted model, not a curated record